Neomonachus schauinslandi (Hawaiian monk seal) is the source of this 3150-nucleotide messenger RNA. It is a transcript of the gene EPS8L1, whose product is annotated as EPS8 like 1. Gene Ontology annotation, biological process: positive regulation of ruffle assembly; regulation of Rho protein signal transduction; Rho protein signal transduction. Gene Ontology annotation, molecular function: actin binding. The record is from RefSeq and is a predicted model, not a curated record. The transcript has 11 exons. The annotation marks the transcript as partial. Gene Ontology annotation, cellular component: plasma membrane; vesicle; ruffle membrane. NCBI's taxonomy places the organism in Eukaryota, Metazoa, Chordata, Mammalia, Carnivora, Phocidae.
CACACACACACGGCACCCCACCUGCCUCCCCCACCUGCAGAGGGUCUCCUGACACUGCGGGCCAAGCCGCCCUCAGAGGCCGAGUACACAGACGUGCUUCAGAAAAUCAAGUACGCCUUCAGCCUGCUGGCCCGGCUGCGCGGCAACAUCGCCAACCCCUCGUCCCCAGAGCUGCUGCACUUCCUCUUCGGACCUCUGCAACUGGUCGUGGACUCGUCGGGCGGCCCCCAAUUUGCAAGUGAAGUGCGGCGGCCGCACCUGACGUCCGAGGCCGUAGCACUGUUGCGGGACAACCUCACCCCACGUGAGAAUGCGCUCUGGACCUCGCUGGGGGACUCGUGGACCCGCCCGGGGCUGGAGCUGCCCCCAGAGGAGGGAUCCCCAUACAGCCCUGAGUUCUCCAGCGGCUGGGAGCCCCCCGCCACCGACCCGCACGGCCGUGCCUGGGAGAACCCAGUAGACAGACAGCUGCAGCAUGAGAGGCGGCGCCAGCAGCAAAGUGCCCCCCAGGUCGCUGUCAAUGGUCACCAAGACGCAGAGCCAGAGGCUGAGCCCCAGCUGGAGCCGGAAGGGAAGUGGGUCCUGUGUAAUUAUGACUUCCAGGCCCGCAACAGCAGUGAGCUGUCGGUCAAGCAGCAGGAUGCGUUGGAGGUCCUGGAUGACAGGCGCAAGUGGUGGAAGGUUCGGGACCAGCAAGGGCAGGAAGGAUAUGUGCCCUAUAAUAUCCUAACACCCCACCCGCGGCCCCAAGGAAGCUGCAGCCAAAGCCCUUCCCGCAGCCUGGAGGACAGCAUUCCCCCUCACCCACCAGCGCCCGCCCCAGCUCCUACCUUGUCUCGGCCCCACUGGGACAGUGGUGAUAACCUCAACUUGGACCCCAGAGAAAAGGAGAAAUUCUCCCAGAUGCUCUGUGUCAACGAGGAGCUGCAGGCGCGCUUAGCCCAGGGCCGCUCAGGCCCCAGCCGCGCAGCCCCGGGUCCCCGCGCCCCGGAGCCACAGCUCAGCCCGCACUCGGACGCGGCCGAGGUCCGCGCCUGGCUGCAGGCCAAGGGAUUUAGCGCUGGGACCGUGGACGCGUUGGGCGUGCUGACCGGCGCGCAGCUCUUCUCGCUGCAGAAGGAGGAGCUGCGAGCCGUGAGCCCGGAGGAGGGGGCACGCGUGUACAGCCAGGUCACGGUGCAGCGCGCGCUGCUGGAGGACAAAGAGAAAGUGUCAGAGUUGGAGGCGGUGAUGGAGAAGCAGAAGAAGAAGGUGGAAGGCAACCUGGAAACAGAGGUUAUCUGACCAUCCCCGGCUGCUCUGCUCGAAGUUUCGAGGCAGCCCCAUGGGAGAACAGAGUCUGCAGACUGCCCCCACCCCCACGGAAGUCGAGCCCUUGCGAAGGCUCCGGACCUGUUCCAACUCUGGUCUCCCCCCGUCCCCGUGGAGUCUCCUGCGUGAGCGGACUGGCCGUGAGUGGGAGGGAAGGGGACCACACUCGGGUGCCCUGUGCAUUGUGAUACACCACCCAGUCUAUAAACAGCCUCCUCUUAGCAGGCAUUGUCAACUGCUGUCCCUUCUCUACCGGGCCACCAGGGGGCCCAGCGACCUGCCCCUCGCCCCACCUACGUGUCCCUACCUUUUUUGGUUUCUUUCUCGGGCUUCCUCUUCCCCUCCGGGCCAGCAAGCCAUCCUCCAGUCCACUCGAGAGAGAUCUUCUGAACACCCACUCUCCUUCCCUGGCUCCUCAAGGCCCCCCUCGCCCCAGAGCCUAGUGUUUAAGGCCCUGAGAGGUUUGGUCCCUACCCCACCCCACGCGCUCUGGUCCUGCCCUUCUCCAAACACCCCAAAACCCCCUCAACCACUGGGGUUGUGCAUGUUUUCCGCUGGCUGGAACAGUGGUUUCCUGCCUGGUGAACUGCCAGUCAGCCUUCCUGCUGCAGCUCAAAUACCCCCCUUGGGGGAAGCCUGCACUCACCUCCCAGCAUCCAUUUCCCUUUGUCCCCUACCACCUGCCAGGGGCCCAGCCACAAAGAAGGGGCUGCCUCCUGAAUGUGCCACAGGCCUCCUGGCCACUGUUCUCCUGGGAGGUCACAGCCUAACCAGAAGCUGCCCACCUCAAGAGCAGCCAGCUCCUCGUCCUCUUUGCCGUUGGUAACUUUUCCCAUUGUCCAGACAGCUAGCACGGGUGGUUUAGGAUGGGUUUUCUCUGGAUCCCAGACUCCUUCAGACUGGCUACUCCCCCAGCUUUAGGAAGACGGCCCUUUCCUCCUCAUCCGGUGAUCCCUUCCCUGUCCCCAGGAUGCCCACUGCCAAGCCUCCCCACUCCCAGUUCCUGCCACCUUCUACCUAAGCACCCCCCCUCCAUGAUGCCCUCCAAAAUCAGACGAGAUGAGACCCAGUCCUGGGCAUGCAGGAGCUCUGAUUCUGUCCCUCUCUGCCCCCCACCAGCUAGAGUCCAAGCUCCAGGAUUGGACAAGGCAGGCCCGAGCCCUGUCCUAGCCCAGUGCAGCCUGUCAGGCCCUGCAGGCUGCUGUCCCCUCCACUAUUCAGAGCCUCACGGUCUCUCACCAUUUCUAGACCGCCCCCCUCCUUGCUGAGAUCAUGGCAGCGGGGCUCCCCGUUUCUGUCCCUCACUGUCAUCCCCCGGACUGUUGUCAAGGCAGCAGCCAAAGGGACCUGUUAAAACCUAGGUCCCACCUCACCGUUCGAGUCCUUGCCAUCACCUCCCCAACCUCACCCCUCCUAGUUCUCUGGCCACACAGGCUGCUUCCUGCACCUCCGCAGUUCAGGUACACCUCCGCCCGAUGGACUGUCCCUGCUGCUCCCUUAAACACCUCCAUGGCUCCUUCCCGGACACCUGCGAGUACCUGCCUGUGCCGGCUUUCCGGGGGACUGACUCAGUGGCUGCUACGGACUCCGCGCACACAGACGCCCCGCUGCCUGAGAACCCCCUCCUCUCCUCACGGCAGGCCUCUCCUCCUCCCCCGUGUCAGGUCUUUACCACUCCCCUCUACGGAAUCACCAGGAGGUAGGACGGGGCCUAGAAAGGAGAACACGACCGGGAAUGAAAGCACGCCCCCUCCUCCGCCCCAGCCACACUGAAGAGCUCCUACUAUCCGAGUCCUAUUUCCAGAAAAGCCAGAAUUCUAGGGUUUUUAAAAAUGAAUG